Molecule: messenger RNA, 2030 nt
Organism: Balaenoptera acutorostrata (minke whale)
Lineage: Eukaryota; Metazoa; Chordata; Mammalia; Artiodactyla; Balaenopteridae
Gene: C9H11orf71
Product: chromosome 9 C11orf71 homolog
Exons: 1
Coding region: 211-606 (131 amino acids)
Cellular component (GO): nucleus
Source: RefSeq, a predicted model, not a curated record
UCUCAGCGGCGUCGUCGUGCGCUGACGGACUGCGCAUGCGCUUGAGGAGAGCGCUGGGUUAAGGUGGCUUGUUGAUCCGCAGCCGCUCAGGUGAUGGCUUCCGAUGAAGUCGGUCUCAGUGUUCGAGACCGGCUGGACUGAUCAGUGGAGCCGCGAAGAGCCUGCCUUGACCGUGGGACGUAACACAGAUACUGCGGGCAGUGUUUGAAGAUGGCCCUGAACUAUGUGUCCCUGUCUGCCGGCGAUCGAAGAGGCCUGGUGGCCUACCGCUCUUCCCACGGCGACCUCAGCUCGUCGGCCUUAGCGUUGGCGAUGGUCUCUGGAGACAGCGUCCUCGUUACCAGUCCCGAGGAGAUUCUUCCAGAACCUAUUCUUCGGUCCACUGUGCGGCUGAACUUCCGGACCGAGAGCCGUCGGGCGCCUGGUGGCGGCCGGAGCCCGACCCGCUUUAUAGAGGGAAGGGAACAGGAGGCGCGGAGCCAAAGCCGCCGAGCCAGAUUCUCACCUUACCCGGGCCCUGCGGUUAAACUCGACCUCCUAAGAAGUGUCCUGCAACAGCGUCUGGUGGCAUUUGGAGGUGUUAGCGCAGCCCGUCUUUCAGCUUAAAAUGAAUACCUCGCUCCGCCCCUCAGUUAGCUUGUGAACAAGGCUUCUCUAAAAUACUUUCUUGGUGCAACCGAAGUCUUAUUUUUCGAGGGACGUCUUUUCAGUUUCAUAUAAAAAUGCGUGGGAGUCCUGUUAACUCUAGCCUAGCGCAAAGUAAAAUGUUUACAGUUACUUGAUGCAGAUGGUUUUAAACAGCCAUGAUGAUUAGAUCGGAAGGGAGGAGCUGCAGAGAUUUUUUUGAGGUAGUCACAAAGGAUGGGAUCAUCCUUCCCAGAGGUCAAUAAUCCUUUUAUCCUCCCAACAAUGGAUCCAAAUUUGUCUUGCUUUCCACCAAGUCUUACACCUCCUCCCUGGCAGAUUCUCCUACUUUGAGACUUACAAUUCCGAGUUUCCUUACAUGCCUACCUUUCUACCUCAGACUAUUUCCUUUACCUUUACUUCUGUUGGUUUAUUACUGUGGCGUAUCCUCCCACCCAUGGCCCAACAGUUCUAUCAUCUUGUCCUUAAGACUUCUUCCAUUCCCCUCCUCCAUUCUUUCUUAAGGAAUAUCUACAAACUUCAGUCUCAAUUAUACUAAAACAGCAAAAGCAAAACCUAAACCUUGCUACUCUUUCAAAUUAUUAAACCAAUUUACAUUUCUUUGUUCGCCAAAAGUUCCAAAUGAACUUUUACACUUAUAUUUGUCACUUUAUUGCUCACAUUCAGUCCCAGCUUCCUUAAUCUGAAUCUUGUCCCAAACUACACAAAAAUUGGAAACCUUCAUCUAACAGUCUCCUCUUAGGCAGCUGCUCAUCUGUUCACUCUAGCAUCUUCCUUAAGCUUUCUCAUUUGUCUUUUCCCAUUCCACCAUUAAAUAGUAUUUGAAGAUCUUCCCAGUGCUAAGCACUGUGGAUGAACUUUACAUAGCCCUGCUAUCAAGGAGAUCAAGGAGUGUACUCAAGAUGGAGAGGCUACUAAAUCACCACACUGGACUGUUCAUUAGGUGCAGUGAUGAAAAUAAACCUUGGUUGCCAUGGCUUUCCGUAAUACUGCACUAUCCUGGUUCUUCCCUUAUCUGGCUGAUCGCUCCUUAUCUGCUAAUAAUUUUGUUUUAACCAUACAUACCCCAAGGUUUAAAGGGUGGUAUUGGGAGAAAAUUUGUGGGUUUUGUAAGUGGCAACUCUAUGUAAGCAGGCAGUGUAGCUUUUUCCCAGCGGACUCUGGUCUGUAAUUACGUUCAGAUAAAGCAAAAUUACCACACACCAAACAAUUGAAUUGUGAGAACUACAUUUUAAGAAGAAUAUUGACAAACCAGAGAGCUUCUGUAAGAGUGACCAAUACAGUGAGAGGUCUGGAAACCAGGUCAUAGAAAAUCGUUUGAAAGGAUAGUAGCUAUGUGUAAUAUGUACAAGGCAAUGUGCUAGAGGCGAUUAUUCAUUGUUUAU